AUGUACGUCGUUAAGAGAGACGGACGUCAAGAGACUGUUCAUUUCGAUAAGAUUACGGCGCGGUUGAAGAAACUCAGUUACGGUUUGAGCACUGAGCAUUGUGACCCGGUUUUGGUUUCUCAGAAGGUUUGUGCCGGUGUUUACAGAGGUGUGACUACUAGUCAACUCGAUGAAUUGGCCGCUGAAACCGCCGCCGGCAUGACUGCUAACCACCCUGAUUAUGCUUCUCUUGCUGCUAGGAUUGCCGUUUCGAAUCUGCAUAAGAACACUAAAAAGUCGUUUUCGGAAACUGUGAAGAUUAUGUACAAUCAUUUCAACACUAGAUCUGGGAAGAAAGCUCCUUUGAUUGCUGAUGAUGUCUAUGAAAUAAUCAUGGAGAAUGCGGCUCGAUUGGACAGUGAGAUAAUUUAUGACAGGGAUUUUGACUAUGAUUACUUUGGGUUCAAAACCCUCGAGAGGUCUUAUCUGUUGAAAGUUGAUGGGACUGUUGUUGAAAGGCCUCAACAUAUGAUAAUGAGGGUUUCUGUUGGAAUUCACAAGCAUGAUAUUGAAUCUGCUGUUAAGACUUAUCAUCUGAUGUCUCAGAGGUGGUUUACUCAUGCUUCUCCAACUCUUUUCAAUGCUGGGACUCCUCGGCCUCAGUUGAGCAGUUGCUUCUUGAUAUGCAUGAAAGAUGAUAGUAUUGAGGGGAUUUAUGAUACAUUGAAGGAGUGUGCUGUCAUUAGUAAAUCUGCUGGAGGAAUUGGUGUUUCUGUUCAUAAUAUAAGGGCAUAUGGAAGUUACAUUCGUGGGACAAAUGGGACAUCUAAUGGUAUCAUUCCAAUGCUGCGUGUGUUCAAUGACACUGCCCGUUAUGUUGAUCAGGGAGGAGGCAAGAGAAAAGGUGCUUUUGCUGUAUACUUGGAGCCAUGGCAUGCUGAUAUAUUUGAAUUCUUGGAAUUGAAAAUAAACCAUGGAAAGGAAGAGCAGCGUGCUCGGGAUUUAUUUUAUGCUCUUUGGGUGCCUGAUCUUUUUAUGGAAAGAGUUCGGGGCAAUGGUGAUUGGUCCUUGUUUUGCCCCAAUGAGGCACCUGGUUUAGCUGACUGUUGGGGUAAAGAAUAUGAGAAUCUGUACACCCAGUAUGAAAAAGCUGGAAAAGCUAAGAAGGUUGUUCAAGCACAGAGUCUCUGGUUUGCAAUUUUGAAGUCACAGAUAGAAACUGGAAAUCCUUACAUGCUUUUUAAGGAUGCUUGCAAUAGGAAAAGCAACCAGCAGAAUCUUGGCACAAUUAAGUCAUCAAACCUGUGCACUGAGAUAAUUGAGUACACAAGUCCAACAGAGACUGCUGUGUGUAAUCUUGCAUCAAUUGCACUACCACGAUAUGUCAGAGAUAAGGGUGUGCCUGUGGAGUCUCAUCAGUCUAAGCUUGUUGGGAGCAGAGGUUCUAGUACUCGAUAUUUUGACUUUGAAAAACUUGCAGAGGUUACUGCUGUAGUGACAACAAACCUUAAUAAAAUAAUUGAUGUGAACUACUACCCAGUUGAAACUGCGGAAAGAUCAAACAUGCGACACAGACCCAUUGGUAUUGGAGUUCAGGGUCUUGCUGAUACCUUUAUCCUUCUUGGAAUGGCAUUUGAUUCCCCAGAGGCUCAACAGUUAAACAAAGACAUUUUUGAGACUAUAUACUAUCAUGCUUUAAAAACUUCCUGUGAAUUGGCUGCAAAGGAAGGCACCUAUGAAACAUAUAAUGGUAGUCCUGUAAGCAAGGGAAUUCUUCAGCCUGACAUGUGGGGUGUGACACCCUCCAAUUUGUGGGAUUGGAGUGCACUUCGGGAGAUGAUCUCAAAGACAGGUGUGCGUAAUUCACUUCUUGUUGCCCCUAUGCCAACUGCAUCCACCAGUCAAAUUCUUGGCAAUAAUGAGUGUUUUGAGCCAUAUACGUCUAAUAUCUACAAUCGCAGAGUGUUAAGUGGCGAGUUUGUUGUAGUGAACAAGCACCUUCUUCAUGAUUUGACUGAAAUGGGACUGUGGAAUCCUGCACUUAAGAAUAAGAUUAUCUAUGACAAUGGUUCAGUACAAAAUCUCUCAGAAAUACCAGCUGAACUGAAAGGCAUAUACAAAACUGUUUGGGAGAUCAAGCAAAAGAUAUUGGUUGACAUGGCUGUUGAUCGAGGAUGCUACAUAGAUCAGAGUCAAAGCUUAAAUAUACACAUGGAUAAACCUAACUUUGGAAAGUUAACUUCCUUGCAUUUCUAUGCAUGGUCAAAGGGUUUGAAAACUGGGAUGUACUACCUCCGUACCCGAGCUGCAAGUGAUGCCAUCAAGUUUACUGUUGAUACCUCUGCCAUUAAAGAGCAAGCAAAGGCAGAGGAGGCUGAACUUGAUGAAGAUGCCAAGAUGGCACAGAUGGUGUGCUCUUUGACAAACAGAGAUGACUGUUUGGCCUGUGGAAGUUAA
This is a messenger RNA of Lathyrus sativus (Indian pea), 2436 nucleotides long. The record is from the annotation of a GenBank genome assembly. NCBI's taxonomy places the organism in Eukaryota, Viridiplantae, Streptophyta, Magnoliopsida, Fabales, Fabaceae.